Messenger RNA from Microplitis mediator, 1146 nucleotides. Its product is annotated as 1-phosphatidylinositol phosphodiesterase-like. Lineage: Eukaryota; Metazoa; Arthropoda; Insecta; Hymenoptera; Braconidae. Gene Ontology annotation, biological process: lipid metabolic process. Gene Ontology annotation, molecular function: phosphoric diester hydrolase activity. Bases 91 to 1053 code for a protein of 320 amino acids. The transcript is spliced from 2 exons. The record is from RefSeq and is a predicted model, not a curated record.
UCUUGGAAGGAUAAAUAUUUUCGCCUCAAAUUUAAAAUUUUAAUAAAAUUCCAAUUAAUAUUAUAAAUAUAAACGUUGAAAAAAAUAAAUAUGUUUUGGUUGAAAUUAUUACUUAUGGUUUUAAAUAUUUCAAUAAUUAAAUCAGGGGACCCAGCGACAUUUUUAUCACCCGACGAUCCGUUUCAAAAUAGACAGCGAUUUUUAUCAGAACUACCAGGCUCAUUGGCUAUUAAUAAAUUAGCGUUAAUCGGUACACAUGACUCAGCAUCGUCAAAAAAUUUUCCAUUUGCACAGACGCAAGUGUUAUCGAUAAAACGACAGCUAGAAUCUGGUAUUCGGGUCCUAGAUCUACGAGUGCGUAUUACAGACAAUAGAUUUGCUUUGCACCAUGGUCCUAUAUUUUUAAAUCUCAUGUUCGGUGAUGCAAUACUACAAGUGAAUAAUUUUCUCUACAAUAACCCCGAUGAAUUUGUAAUAGUAUUAUUACAAGAAGAAUAUAGAAGACGUAAUUCCAGUUUGAAUCCAUGUCAAGUUCUUAGAAAUUAUAUCGAUGAUUUGGGUUUACUGGCAGUCAUGGAUUGGUCUAUUUGGGAUAAUAUUGACUAUCAUCGCGGGCAAAUUUUGUUAACUACAACUGGAACCGGAUUUCAAAGCUGUCUGACACCUUUAUCACCGUGCGAAGUACAGAACACUUGGAAAAUUGAUAGUUUAUUGCAGAAACGACAAUUGAUAAGAGAAAAUCAAGAUAAAAUGUUUAGGAAAAAUGUUUAUAGUCCGUGCUAUAUAAAUUAUUUGAGCGGUAAUAAUCCCUGGGAAUUAAUUACCCCAGCGCAUGUAGCAACCGGGGUUAAUUUCAUGAUGAGAAAUUAUUUUCGUAAUCCACACAAUACUUUAGUUAUUAUACUGGCUGAUUUUCCAGGACAAGAAUUAAUAGAUACUGUUAAUUACAGUAAUCUUGUAAAUGAAACUGUACCAAGUGCACCAAAUCAAAAAACUGAUUUAUCCGUCGGAACAAUACUGGAAUAUCUUUUUACUAGCAUCGUUACUCAUUAAGUUUAAUAAAUUACCAUGCAAAAAUAAAAAAUUUUUUUUUUUUUUUUUUUUUUGUGAAUAAAAUAAAAUAAAUUUGGAAGAUCAAAAUUUUUU